AUGGGUUGGUGGAAAAGCCUCCAGGAUACAUUCCACCCUCCUCCGCCUCGUCGCGCACGACCGCCCGGCUUCGUCCCUCCUCCCCCUCCCACAGAAGUCCCUCUAGACCCCAUAUCCGAUCUCGAAUCCAGCAAAUUAUCAUGGCCUUCCACGCCGCGCCGCCCCCCAUUCGCCGGUCGGCGCACAUUCACACGCAUCCUCAUUUCCAUGACAGUCUUUAUGUUUCUCGUUAUUAUAUUCUCAGUCGGUGGAGCCUCGCCCUCGAGACCGCCCACGAUUUCGUCAGAUAACGCAGAAGAAUCCUUCUCUCCCAAUCUUACUCCACCGCCUCCAAGGCCGGAGACAUUUCCGUUCCUCAAGAACUACUAUAAAGGUCUAUUCAGCCUUGCCAACAGCGAUAUGAAUGUCCCCGAGUACCCACCGCGUCUUGCGCAUGAGCGAGAAUUGGUCCUAGGGUCAUCACGGCCAGAUGCAGUAACCGGCGGCGGAAAGACCGCCGGAAGUAGGGCGUUUAGUCCGUAUCCUAAGUACGACCAUGACGAAUACCGGCGGACUUGGGAAGGGGAGUACAAAGAGUGCUCAUUUGACGAAGACGAGAACUCGGGAGAGACAAGAGGUCGACCAGAGAUUAGAGUUUUCGAUGGUGCACCGGAGGGUAUGCCUGCGCCGAUCUUCGGGUCGCAUAGAUUAUUAGGUAUCAAUGAUGAUGUGUGUUAUGACCGGUAUGGCAGAUAUGGCACAUAUGGAUAUGGAUACGAAGAUUUUAAGGGCGGUUUGGGAGAAGCCGUGUAUGACGGUGGUGAUAAUGAGACCGAUAUAGAGACUGGCUGGGGACCGGGCAAAAUGCCAUUCAAGAGAAUCGAUUGGAGAGGUGUUGAUUGGGGCACACUUCAAAAGAGCUGUUAUGAGAAAAAUAAAGGCCGGUUCGAAAAUGUGGAGACAAAGGAUACUUUGUACCCGAGUGAAGAUUAUAUGGCCGUCAAUGUUGUAGAGGACCGGGAACAUAGCACUUUAAAGGCACGAGGCAUGCCCGGUGGCGGGUUUCACAAGCAAAAGAAACACGUUCCGCGGACCGCAGUUCUUGUCCGGACCUGGACCGGUUACCAAUACAGCGCCGGCGACAUUGCAUUCCUUCGAUCCCUCAUCUCUGAGUUAUCCAUCAACACCGGUGGAGAAUACAGUAUCCACUUACUCGUUCACUCCAAGGACAACAAGGUCCCCAUCUGGUCCGACAAUGAAGUUUACCGACAGGUUCUCCAAGAAAAUGUCCCAGAAGAAUUCUGGGGAAUUGCAGAACUAUGGAACGAAGCCAUGAUGGGAUCCAUUUAUGCGAGAAUGGAUCCGUGGAAGUACAGAGAACUCCCACUACACGGUGUGUACCGUAGCACCUUCAUGCCAGUCCAGUGGUUCGCGCACCGCCACCAGGAAUACGAGUUUUUCUGGAACUUGGAAGUCGAUGCGCGCUACACGGGCCAUUGGUACCAGUUCUUCGAGCAGAUAUCGUCCUGGGCGAAGAAGCAGCCACGUAAGCACCUUUGGGAGCGUAACGAACGCUUUUAUAUUCCCGAAGUUCACGGCAGCUACGCCAACUUCUCGGAAACAAUUUCCAAGACUAUACCCAAAAACUCUAGCAUCUGGGGCCCACCGCAAGUCGAGACAGUCACCAUUCACCCCGACGACCCCGUCCCACCUUUCGCAACGGCUGAAGAGGACGUAAACGCAGAAUGGGGAGUCGGCGAAGACGCCGAUCUCCUCACAAUGAACCCCAUAUUCGACCCCGAGGGCACUGACUGGGGUCUCAGUCCCGACACCACCGGCUAUGGAACCUAUACAGAAGCCUCCUACCGCUACAACCAAGACCCGCGCAAAGACCGCCUCAAAGAGCCUUCCCCACCACCCCCGGGAACGCCCACCGGCCCGCCCCGUCGCACCGCAAUCGUCGCCAUCUCCCGCCUCUCCCGGCGGCUCCUCAACCGCAUGCACUGGGAGAACGCCGUGCAGGGCCACACCAUGUUCUCCGAGAUGUGGCCCGCAUCAUGCGCCUUCCAGCACGGCCUCAAGGCUGUUUUUGUCCCGCACCCCACCUACAUCGACCGACAGUGGCCCGCCGAGCAUCUCGAGAAGACAUUCAACAUGGGUGUCUACGGCGGCCAGACCGUGUUUGGCGAGGCGAACCAGUACAACUUUCUCGGCAGUACGUGGUUCUACGUCUCGGGCUUUCCGGCAGUGCUGUGGACGCGGUGGUUGGGCGGGGAGGCGCAUAACGAUGGUGGAGAGGCGUGGGAUAGGGAGCGCGGGAGGAUGUGUUUGAAGGGUGUGUUUAUGCAUCCCAUCAAGGGAUUGUGA
Messenger RNA from Morchella sextelata, 2346 nucleotides. RefSeq lists its product as uncharacterized. Lineage: Eukaryota; Fungi; Ascomycota; Pezizomycetes; Pezizales; Morchellaceae. Bases 1 to 2346 code for a protein of 781 amino acids. The transcript has a single exon. The record is from RefSeq and is a predicted model, not a curated record.